Parasteatoda tepidariorum (common house spider) is the source of this 689-nucleotide messenger RNA. NCBI's taxonomy places the organism in Eukaryota, Metazoa, Arthropoda, Arachnida, Araneae, Theridiidae. The record is from RefSeq and is a predicted model, not a curated record.
AUGAUGUGAGUGAAGCAACUGGGGGUGAUGAUGAUAAGAAAAGAUUUAAAACAGAAUCUCUGAAAACAAAAAUUAAGACACCCCUUAUGACAUUAUCGGGACACACAGAUGGUGUCACUGGUGUUCAGUGGAUUGACACAAAUGAAGUUGUUACCUGUGGACUAGACUGCACUCUCAGAAUAUGGGAUGUGGAACUUGGUGGCUUAAAGUCACAAUUGAAUGGAUCAAAGGCUUUUCUGGGAAUUGCAUACUCACCUUUAUCCAAGCUGUUAGUUUCUGGGUCAUCUGAUCGCCAUGUUAGGCUAUGGGAUCCUCGUACUAAAGAUGGAACCCUUGUGAAAUGUGUCUUCUCAUCUCAUAAUCUAUGGAUAACGUCCCUCGCCUGGUCACCCACUGAUGAGCAUCAUUUUGUAUCUGGCUCAAUGGAUUCCAUUGUGAAAUUAUGGGACACAAGAAGCCCCAAAACACCUCUAUUUGAUAUAUCUGGACAUGAAGAUAAAAUAUUUUCUGUUGACUGGUCUUUGAAAAACUAUAUCAUUAGUGGUGGUGCUGAUAAUCAUGUAAAGCUUUACAAAUUUGAGGAAACAAGAAACAGUACAGGUCAUGGUUCACAAAUUGAUCCAAUGGAAACCUAGUACUUAUAAAUAUUUAUUUGUAAUAACUGUAAAUAAAUUGUUGUAUUUUUCAAA